This is a messenger RNA of Camelina sativa (false flax), 1075 nucleotides long. Its product is annotated as proteasome subunit alpha type-2-A. Gene Ontology annotation, biological process: ubiquitin-dependent protein catabolic process. NCBI's taxonomy places the organism in Eukaryota, Viridiplantae, Streptophyta, Magnoliopsida, Brassicales, Brassicaceae. The record is from RefSeq and is a predicted model, not a curated record. Gene Ontology annotation, cellular component: proteasome core complex; proteasome core complex, alpha-subunit complex.
AAAAAAAAAAAUCGUAAAAUCUCACUCCAACCUUCUGUGCACGAAACCUAAAAGCCUAUUUAUCUCUCUCUCUCUGCAACUUAAUCGCUUCGUCGAUCUCGAUUCUCAAGCUCAAGCUCAAGGAGUUUUUUAAAGAGUCUGAUGUGAGUAUCUUUCGCUUUUCGCGGAUUUGCUUAAGGAGCUAUGGGGGAUAGUCAGUACUCAUUUUCACUCACCACUUUCAGCCCAUCUGGGAAGCUGGUUCAGAUAGAGCAUGCCCUUACUGCUGUUGGAUCAGGCCAAACAUCUUUGGGGAUUAAAGCUUCCAAUGGAGUUGUCAUUGCAACCGAAAAGAAACUGCCUUCUAUUCUGGUUGAUGAAGCAUCUGUUCAAAAAAUUCAGCACUUGACUCCUAAUAUUGGAGUUGUCUACAGUGGCAUGGGUCCUGAUUUUCGAGUUCUUGUUAGGAAGAGUAGGAAACAGGCUGAGCAAUAUCUCCGUCUUUACAAAGAACCCAUCCCUGUUACCCAACUUGUAAGGGAAACCGCUACUGUUAUGCAAGAGUUUACUCAAUCGGGUGGUGUUAGACCUUUCGGAGUUUCCCUGCUUGUGGCUGGAUAUGAUGACAAGGGUCCACAACUGUAUCAGGUGGAUCCAUCUGGCUCUUAUUUCUCUUGGAAAGCUUCAGCCAUGGGAAAGAACGUUUCUAACGCAAAAACAUUCCUUGAGAAAAGGUACACAGAAGACAUGGAACUUGAUGAUGCCAUUCACACAGCUAUAUUGACAUUGAAAGAAGGCUUUGAGGGAGAGAUCUCAAGCAAAAAUAUUGAAAUUGGCAAAAUCGGUGCUGACAAAGUUUUCAGGGUACUAACACCAGCGGAGAUCGAUGAUUACCUUGCUGAAGUUGAAUAACUUCGAGCAUAGUCUAGCAAUGAACAUGCGUUUAAGACCUGAUUUUCGUGGCAUUUGCUGAGUCUUAAGGAGUUGUCUUUUUUCUGUAAAACUUUGGAUCUUUAAAUAGUAUGUUGCUGAACUCAAGCUGAGUGUCUUUCUUAUGAUUCAAUAACUAAUGAAAUCCGUGUUUUCUUCUCACUCA